Paramecium tetraurelia is the source of this 621-nucleotide messenger RNA. RefSeq lists its product as uncharacterized. Lineage: Eukaryota; Ciliophora; Oligohymenophorea; Peniculida; Parameciidae. The transcript is spliced from 2 exons. Gene Ontology annotation, cellular component: spliceosomal complex; U4/U6 x U5 tri-snRNP complex. Gene Ontology annotation, biological process: mRNA splicing, via spliceosome. The record is from RefSeq and is a predicted model, not a curated record.
AUGGCUGACCAAAACAUUCCAAUUUAUAGAAGAGGAGUUGAAGAAGUAGUCAAAAAGUCUGUAGAUGAAUAUGGAAAAUAGAAAUGGGACAUUGAACAUAAAAUCUUCGAUAAAUAAGAACGUGAAGAUGAAGAAUACGAUAAGAAUAAUCCCAGAUAUACAAAAUCGUUAUAGGCUCGUACUGAUUCUGUGGGAAUUGAUGAAUCAAUUGGGAAAAAAAGAAAUGUAGUCAAAGAGGGAUUGAAGAAAGAUCAAAGUGGAUUCUAUUGUGAAUUGUGCGAUGAAUUAGCUACUGAUAGUUUAUCAUGGUUAGAUCAUUUGAAUUCUAUAAUGCAUAAUCGAUUGCUUGGAAUGAAUAUGAAAGUUGAUAAAGUGACUGCACUUGAUGUUAAGGAAAAAUUGCAAUAAAUUAAAGAAUCAACUACUAAGAGUUAAGUUUAAGCUUAAGAAAAACCAAAAUCAAUUGAAGAAAUAAGAAGGCAAUUGGAAGAAUAAUUGUAAAAGAAGAAAGAAAAAAAGUUAAAGAAAUAAACAAGCAAAUUGUAGAGUGCCAUUACAAAGAACAAUGAAUAAGAAAUAGAUGAAGAUGAUUUAAAAUUAAAGCAAUUUUUAAAAAAAUGA